AUGAAAAUUACAUAAGAAAUUGUUGGCGAUGGCUUGACAAGCUAAAUAAAAAUUGUUUAGAUUGAAAAUCAAAAAUAUGCUAUAAAAAUUUUUCGAAAUUCUUAUUCCUCAGAACUAAUAAGAAAAGAAAUUAAUAUACUCUAAUAAAUUAAUCAUCCUAACAUUAUAAAAAUGAUAGAGGGUAAUAUUGAAAACAAAUACAUUAUAACAGAGCUUUUGAAUGAGAUGGAUUUAUUUGACAUUUUAACAAAGAAAUAGAAUGGAUUUUAAAUAAAUUCUAUUAAAUAUUUUAGCAAAUAAAUGGCAUUAGUUAUAAAAUAUUUACAUGAAAAAGGAUUUGCACAUAGAGAUCUUAAAUUAGAAAAUAUACUAUUGGAUGAAAACUAAAAUCUAAGAUUGUGUGAUUUUGGAAUGGCUGAAAAGAUGGAUAAAAAUUUAGUUUAAAAAUAUUUAGGAACAUUAGGUUAUUUAGCACCUGAAUUUUGUACAUAAGGAUUUAUAAGUGCUGAAGAAUUAGCAAAGGCAGAUGUAUAUUCAUUAGGGAUAUGUAUAUUUAUUUUGGCAUUUUUUCAUCCUCCUUAUAAUUAUAACACUUAAAUGUGUUUAAAUAGAAAUUUAAUUUAAAAAAGAUAAUGGCAAUAAUAUUGGGAAAGAACAGAUAAAUAGAAAAAAUUUAAUUAAGAGUUUUAUAGUUUUUUAGAAGGAAUGUUGGAAUAGGAUCCUGAGAGAAGAUUUACUAUUUAAGAAGUGCUUGAACAUUCUUUUUUGUAAGGAGAAUGGAAAGAUGAUUUUAAAAAAGAAAUAAGAGAGAGGUUGAGAUAGUGA
This is a messenger RNA of Paramecium sonneborni, 825 nucleotides long. The record is from the annotation of a GenBank genome assembly. NCBI's taxonomy places the organism in Eukaryota, Ciliophora, Oligohymenophorea, Peniculida, Parameciidae.